Messenger RNA from Neurospora tetraspora, 1320 nucleotides. RefSeq lists its product as uncharacterized. Lineage: Eukaryota; Fungi; Ascomycota; Sordariomycetes; Sordariales; Sordariaceae. The coding region runs from base 1 to 1320 and encodes 439 amino acids. The record is from RefSeq and is a predicted model, not a curated record. The transcript is spliced from 3 exons.
AUGCAGGUCUGCUCCAACUUCAAGAGGAUUCGCUCCUCGCUCCAGGAGCUUUUGGGGAUCAAGCGGAGGAAGCAAGUCAGGGGUCAAGAUAUUUCGGCUCCUUACAACUUCAAAAAAGAAACCACUGUCAUUCCCGGUAUCACAGAAGAAGAACUCGAAGCCUACCGCGACAAAGCCGCCGCCUUCCAUCUCGACCCCCUCCGCCAACACUCACCUUCAUCCUCCCGUUCUCGCCGUGGUGUCGACCGCAACAACAACAAGAACAAGAACAACAAAACCAACAAAAGCCACAACCAACUCCGUUCCUCCAGCUUAGCCAACCUCACCGUCUUGGAGUCAACCACCACCACCACCACCAACCCCACCUCAUCCUCCAACAACAGAAAACAACUACUCAUCUCCAAAUCCUGCCUCUCCCUCAACAACCUUCCCUCUUCCUCUCACUCGCAAGGAGGACAACCGCAUCAACCACCCCGCAAGUUCUCAGUCCCCAGCUCCGCUUCCUCACCCACCGUCUCCCAUGGAUUAGGAGGAGGACAUGGACAUGGAUCACUCGGUUUCGAUCUAGGUAUCGGCGGAGGAGAGAUGGGAACGGGGUUGAGGCCUCCUAGUCCUUGUUUGUCGCUGCCUACGAGGAUUGGGAUGGGGAUUAAUAGCGCGGCUAGUGGGAGUCCGGUUAGUCCGACGGGGACGACGAUGACGACGCCUAGUUCGCCUUUGGGGAUGGAAAUGGGGGUUAGGGCGCAGAGGAGUAGGGCUUCUAUCAACGGGAACGGACACGGGGGUAACGGAAGUGGGAGUGGAAGUGGGACUGGAAGUGGUACAACGACGCCCAAAUCAUCUUCUCCCGUAUUGGUCAUCGGGACGGAGGCUGUUAGUCUCAGUCCUAUUAGCCCGGUCAGCGUCAGCCCUGUUCAUCAACAGCACUCAUACCCAGCGAAACUACAGCUCAACACAUCGCCCUCGACCACGACUACAUCAACAGCCACAGAAACAUACGUAUCCGCCCCUGCUUCAGCCACUGCCCCUGCUUCAGCCACUGCCCCUGCUUCAGCGGCCUCCCCGGUCUCAGCAGCCUCCGAAGCGUCUGCCGUCUCCGUUCUCUCUGCUGUGUCCGCUGUGUCAGCAGCGAUGGGAACCGCAGAUUUGGACUCCUUCGUCUUGGGAAGCCCGAUUAGUCCUAUCAGUUCUGUUAGUCCUGUUAGUCCUGUUAGUCCGUUGAGUCUUGAUGAUGAUGGACACCAUCACCAUCCAACAAAGAGUUCGGAAACAACAACCAGAACAAACACAAAAAUGGGAAGUGGGAUGAUGUCGUUUUAA